This is a messenger RNA of Trichoderma citrinoviride, 2148 nucleotides long. RefSeq lists its product as hypothetical. Gene Ontology annotation, biological process: regulation of DNA-templated transcription. The record is from RefSeq and is a predicted model, not a curated record. Gene Ontology annotation, molecular function: zinc ion binding; DNA-binding transcription factor activity, RNA polymerase II-specific. Bases 1 to 2148 code for a protein of 715 amino acids. The transcript has 5 exons. Lineage: Eukaryota; Fungi; Ascomycota; Sordariomycetes; Hypocreales; Hypocreaceae.
AUGGUUCAAGGUAACGGAUCCGAGUCUGCACGUAGACGCCAGUUCUCAAGCUGCGACCUCUGCCGCAAAUCGCGCAUCGCAUGCGAUGCUGCUCAGCUACAGGAGCGCCAACUCACAGCUCCCGAGACUCGCGCAUCCAGAAAUCAAGCAUCCGGGAUUUCCGACGCCGCUUCGACGCGGAUUCAGUGUACAAACUGUUCGAAACGGGCUGUGCCCUGCACAUAUGAGUGGAUUCAAAGUCACGCAAGCAAGAAUGCAGCGGCCGCAGUAAGGGAUGGCCAUAGGUCAAAGACUCCCCGUCAGUCAUCUCGUCGCUCGGUUCCGAAUCGGUUCCGGACAGCUGGUACACGGGCUGUGACCAGUGAUCCAGAGACGACUGUAGUAAUACAGCACCAUGAAGCUGCGCGUACCCAAUCUGCUGGGACGGCAAAUGAACGUGAAAGAAGCUCGCAGUUGACGCGAGAUGGCGAAUUAUCACGACAGAUAGAGGCCAUGGCUCUUCACAACCAGCUCUGGAAGGUCUUUACCCUCAUCUUUGAGCCCGUCCUGACACUCUGGACCGGGCCUGAUUGCAGUCCAUAUGUGGUCCCCGAUCAUAUGUCCAGCCUGACAAUGCUUCAGCUCGCUGUCUCCCUUGAUUGGGCAACCUGUGAAGGCGACGCCAGUCAUGCCUCAACUCGCCAUGCUUGCCCACGAUGCGAUCGAGAUGUUCGCCUGGCACUCAUCGCUUCAGUACAUACAUUCUCUCUCCGCUGGCUUCCGCUGGUGACGGACAGCGCAGUAGAUAGCCAGCAACUCUCGUUGCUUGGUGAUCGGCUCUGGCACAAUGCCAAGUCUAGAGUGCUGUCCAUCUUUGACAAAUUGAGCUACCAGACGGUUUUGGCUCUGUAUCUCUUUGGACUCACUCCCAUUUGCGACGCGGUUUCAAUGGAUGUGGAGAAUGCUCACAGCGCUGGCGAGGUCAGCGUCGAUAUGGCCCUCCGUCACAUCCACAGGCUGAGAGUGAAACGACGAGAUCUCAGAUUCUCCGGGACUGGUCUUUCAGUCGGUCGAAACGGUGGACAGGGUUCCGGUGCUCAUGUUGCUGUCAACGAAGACUUCAUCCAUGCCGAAAAUAUGAUGUACUGGGCCGGCGUCGUUUUUGACACCUCUUCGGCCAUGACCAGAGGGUGUCCCUCCAUCCUCUGCAGUGGAGUUUUUGGCUUCGAAGAGGAGCCGAUUUUCCGUCUAAUGAAAGCUCGGGUUCAGCUAUUCCAUGAGAGUACAGAGCCAUGGCGACAAAAUGGGUUUGUACCAACCAGUCAAUCUACUCUAUAUAUCGUUCAUCGGGCAUCGACUUGGAAAGGAUACACAUGGAAAAUAAUCGGUGCGCUGCGAGAGGCGAUAAACCAUGGCUACGACGAGUCCGUCAUCGCGAGACUGCAGAUACUCAUCGGCCAGGCUUUAGAGCGCUUUGAUAGAACCUUCAAGCCACUCCUGGCCACCUGCGAGAAACAUCUCUUGUUUCUCAGCAAAGAUGCUCGACUAUGUUAUUACCUUCUUCAGCUGCACUAUCAUAUGGGAUUACUCCUCCUGUGUAGUAUAGCCGUCUCGAUCGAGCGUUUGGAUCUCGUCCCCAAGUUUGAUAUUGUUCGUCGCGAAUCAGUUCAUGCAAUCUUCAGCACAAUCAGCUUCGGACUCAGGUGCCAGGUAGCGCUCAAUCAGGACGGGACACAGCGUGACCGCAGACUGUCCUCGAUGAUCAGCUUGGAUCCGUACCCGCACCAUAUCCUCGCGUCGUUACAGCUAUCGGCUGAUGUUCUGCUCGUCUACCUGGAGAGAGAUGAGAUUGCGAAAGACUCAUUCGAUGGAUUUUGUGGAAUCGUCUUUGAUGCGCUUAAUGAGCUACCUCAGAGCUUACAAUCAGUGCAGAGGGUGAAAAAGCUCAUGCAUGAGAAGUUGAAUACCGCUGUUGAGGCUCUCGAUACAUAUUCGAGUGCACGACGCGAGCACCGGAUACACAAUGAAGAUGCCAUGUCUGAAACAAAUGAGCUGGGCUCAUUGUCGUCCGUGAACAUGGCAGAUGUCGAUGAGGCAGGGCAUAGCAGUCUCACCAACACACUGUUCGCUAGGCCUGCAGUGUGGCUGAGAUCAGAGGCUGUGUCUUAG